UUUGUUACUCAUUCUGUCUGUCAAUUCUUGGUAAACUACAGUCCAGUCAGUAGUCUCACGUCUGCGUACGCAUGGUAACGCACGUAGCGUUUAUACAAAGUUAUCAUUCACAUAAGUUGCUAGACGAACGAGUCCUGCGGUAUGGAAACAACACAGAUAAGAAAUUUUAAAGAUUUUUUAUUGCUUUAUAAUCAAAUUUCUGAUACGUGCUUCAGACGAUGCGCGAAUACCUUUAAUUCUAGAGAUAUUUCUCCUGACGAGGAAUUUUGUAUAAACAACUGCGCACAGAAACAUAUUAAUGCUAACCACAGGGUAAUGGAGGUGUUCAUGGAAGUACAGCCUACAUUAGUAAAUAAGAGGAUAGAGGAAAUGAAUGCUGCACAAGCUCUCAUCGAUGCUCAACAAGAACAGCAAAAGCUAGAAACUGUUGGAUCUAAUGAAAGCUUGCAAGAAAAUAAGGAUUUGCUUGUUACAUAGAAAUUUCUGUAUAUAAUUUAAAUACAAAGACUUGUUAUAUUCUUUA
Messenger RNA from Cephus cinctus (wheat stem sawfly), 523 nucleotides. Its product is annotated as mitochondrial import inner membrane translocase subunit Tim10 B-like. The transcript is spliced from 4 exons. Gene Ontology annotation, cellular component: mitochondrial intermembrane space chaperone complex. NCBI's taxonomy places the organism in Eukaryota, Metazoa, Arthropoda, Insecta, Hymenoptera, Cephidae. Bases 142 to 477 code for a protein of 111 amino acids. The record is from RefSeq and is a predicted model, not a curated record.